AAACCCGGAUCUUUAAUAUUAUAAACGCGCGCUUAGCUCAUUUCCCAGUCGCGCAAAAAGGACACGGCGUUCAAUCAAAAUCUCCCAUGACUCUAAUCUACGCUGACAUGUACACACGAAUACCUUAUUUUUCUUACCUUGGCAGAGUGUGAAAGAAAAUAAGCGACAUCAAAAGAAAGAAAUCCCCACCGAUCCAGGUGCGUUUUAGGUCACACACGUCAAGGUGUUAUUAUCAAAACAGCGACAACAUAUGGUGUCGAUUGCAUCAAAAGAUCUUUUCAAUAUGUAAGAGGGGGGAUGUGAUUUUCUAGUCGCGAAUCGGAGAUACUCCGGCAAGGUUCACUCGACCCAAUUCAAAUCCCCCGCGCCAUAAGUUGGAAAAGGAAAAAAAGAGGAGGAGGAGGAGGAAUGCUGCCCGCUCGGCCGGAUAUAUAAAAUAGGAGCAAUCCGUUGUGUUGUGCACAUUGUCAGUGAGUUGCCCGUUCUUGACACGCACACACACCCGGAGCCGAAUCAAAGAAAAAGGGGGGAGAAGGGGAGGAUUAAGGAUAUCCAUCCGCCAAACAAGACACGAUUUGUGUUACAAACGCGGUGGUAACGGUUAAGAAGAAGAAGAAGAAGAAGGAAGGAGAAUUAUUUUUUAAAUUUUAUUUUGAAUUUGAAAAGAAAAAUUCUUUGGGGGGAGGAGGGCAAACGGAGAAGAGAAAAACGGCCGGACACUUUGGAUUAUACAGCGGAGACGACGGCCAACGCGCUUCCAACGCCCCCGGAAUUGCUGGGCGACCUUUCUCACCUCCUUUGCACAAUAAUUUAAAAAACUGACGCAACUUAGAAAAAGCUUAUGCAAGGGACGGACAAACAUUUCAUCGCGUGCGUGAAUCAGUGCCAAUCGAAAUCGAGUGAAAAACAAAUUGAAUUAAAAACAAAAAAGUGCCGCUUCCGGAAUUGAAAUUCUAUUCACGACAUUGAGUUCUUAACUUGUCUAUACCUGCUGGCCCUCAUUCGUUCUGGGACGACGGACCAUGAGGCUGGCCAUCGUCUGCUUGAUUGCGGCAAUCAUGCUCGUCACUGCGGCCGUUGCUCGAUCUUCUUCUAGUCACAAAGAGGGGAAACGUCACCACCAUCCGCAACAGCCAAAGUCUCACAAGGCAACCGCUGCCGUCGAUCUGGCCAGGCAACUGGAUCGCAGCUGGAACAACAUUACGACAUUUCCGACGAUGAUGGACGGAGAGGAAGGAAUGACGCCUUCCCAGCCGGAAAGGAGCAUCGGCGGAUCGAAAAGGAAGAAAACGGGCAGCGGCGGUAAAAGCAAACAGCAGCAAGAGUGGGGCAAGAAACACAAGCGGAAGUUGGCCUCGCUGCUCAGUUUGGCCGAACAGGAUCGCAAACUCUCGCUGAUGCACCUGCCGCGACUGCCGGCCGCCACGACGACGUCGGCCCGAUUCGCCGCCGAAAAGAGUCACUCGACGGGCUUGGAAUGCUGCCCAACCGUCGUGGAAAUGGUCCAGCCGAGCGGCGGGACCAACAUGGAGGGUCACGUGGUUGAACUCUACCGGCACGGGGACCUCGACCAGAGAAUCUACGAGCAUUCGUGCCGACCGGACGUGCUCAACCAGCCGUGCCGAUUCGUCGAGAAACUUUUACGUCCACUCUCGCGCUGCGUCCAGCAGUUCUCCUUCACCUACGCCGUCGUCUCUGAUCAUCCGGCAGGAGAGGAGUGGCGGCUCGACUACAUUCGCAUCCGCAACGGAUGCUCCUGCGAGAUCCAACCGCCGUAAACAAGCGAAAAAAACCAACAACCAACUACUAAACAAAAUUGUUUCGCAACGACGGCUCUGCCAGGCACACACUUUUGUUUUCCAAGCCGAGGAGAGCGGAAUUUUUUUAAAAAGAAGAAAAAAUAAAGAGCAAAUGUUGAUGAUGAUGAUGUCAUUAAUUACCUCGUCGCUGGUGAUUAAAGUCGCGAGCAAAGACUGCAAACUCUUCCACACGCACUAGAAAAGUUUUAUGCUUUUUUCUUGGGGGGGAAAUGAAUGUCCCAAAAAGAAGGGAAAGAAACAAAAAUGUGGAUAUGAUACAAAUUCCAAAUGAAUUGUAAAAGAUGCACCAUCAUAUUCUACUUGUACUCUUAUAUCCAAUGUCCAAAAAACAUUUGUUUUCAAGGAACAUUCUCUAUGAUAAUGUCAGUCUAUUCCAGACUUCUCAGUGUCUCGAUGGUAUUGUACAUAUAUCUUUAUUCUCUUUCUUUUGUUUUUUAAGAAAAAUUUUAAUGAUAUUCUUUCCUCUGACUUUAUAUAACACACUACUGGUGAUUGCCAUCACAAGGCCAGCAGAUGUAGCCAUCACCUUCUCUCUCUGUCUCCCUCACUUUCUCGAUAAAAGUAAAUUUGAUUGUAUGUAAAACUAACUUUCAUCUAUAAUGACAAAAGACAUCAGUUCCCUCAUAAAUGUGGAUAUUACACAUCCUGUUAAAGUAAAAA
This is a messenger RNA of Daphnia pulex (common water flea), 2480 nucleotides long. RefSeq lists its product as uncharacterized. Gene Ontology annotation, molecular function: signaling receptor binding. The coding region runs from base 1023 to 1778 and encodes 251 amino acids. Lineage: Eukaryota; Metazoa; Arthropoda; Branchiopoda; Diplostraca; Daphniidae. The transcript is spliced from 4 exons. The record is from RefSeq and is a predicted model, not a curated record.